AUAGGGGAGAAAGGGAGAGGGAGGCAGAAGGUAGCGGAGACUUCCAGGGAAACGAUCAGAGGGGGAGACAAGGCAACACAAUGACAGGGGGAUUGAGGGGGGGUGCUGGUAAAUUCCCAGUGCAGCCCCCACACACCAAUGUGCUGCUCGGAGCUCCAUAAAACAAACACAUGCCACAGCUGAGAGUUGCAGUUUCGGAGGGGGGACCCGCAGGUGCAGGGGGGCAGUUGACAAAGCACCUUCUCACCUGACUGCUGGAGGGCUGCAUUGUUUUAAAGGGAAACCUUCCCAUUUUUUUUUGGGGGGGGGGGAAUUCUAAUAGGACAAAGGGGACCUGUUCUCUCUCCAGAGAUUUACCAUCUGUCGGCAUUGAUGCGUGUGCCUGAGGGCAGCUGCCAAUAUAACAUAACGGGGACCCGGCGGCCCCCCUGCUGCCUUGUCCCAGAGAGACGGUCUCUGCAGCCUGCUGUACCCCUCAACCUGGAACCCACAAACCUGGAAGGACCCCACCUACCUGAGCCCUUACUGGCUUCUCAGCAGCAGCAGCGACUUUAUCUCUGGGAAGUCCUACCUGCAACUUGGAAUCGCUUGGAAACAUCAGAAACACCGCAAGGAAUUUCUACCCCCCCCUCCCUAUUGUCUCCAGGGGGGCUCGGAGUGAUUGUGCUUUGUUCUAGAUCCGAGCAGAACUCUACAGAGCGUUCCUUGUGCAACAUCGUAUCAACUCCGGCUGGAUAGAAUGUUCAGACGCAUCUGUCAUGAUUAAUCGCAAGGGAACUCAAGCGCUUUCCAAAAUCGGCGUCUCUGCGAGUGAGCGGGCGUGUUGGAGCGUUCAUUUCAUGCUCGGUCGGUGGAGAUACAAGGUCUGACAGCACUUUCGGCCGACAAUAUAUGGGCACAAGUGUCGAAAGGCGAUUUAACUCUAUAAUAAGGGUCUUAACAUCUCCAGAGUCUUUGUCGGUCCCCCUGCUGGUCUACAUGUCGUACAAGAUUCCUCCCAGAUCGCAGUAGGUAGAGAGACAGAUGCGUUUUACUGGCCAUUUCCCAUUCAGAUAAAAGGACACAUUGGCGAGUCUACUUAAGACAAAUCGAUCGCAGUCGCGUUUGGGGUUUUUUUUCGCGUUGUUCCACUUCGACUCCUGGAUUUGGUUGUUGGAGAAGAUCAGGAACCGUUGGCGGGGAGAGGAAAAGAAGGGGUGCAUUCGGGGGGUGGGGGAGUUGAUGGCCCUUCGUUCCGGGACGGCUUGGUUUGGGCAAGUCCUGCGCAGAGUCACCAGGCUGCAGGACAACUGGUCCAGGAGGUCCAGUAGCCUCUUGUGUCUUUCUUCUUCCCAGGAAAACGAGCAGGGAGUGGGAAGAGGUGACCACCAACCCUGCAUCCAUCACAGCCACCCCCUCCACUCCCACUCACCAGGUGCCCAACCCAACCACUGCUGCCUGCAACUUCCCAGCGACUGCUGCGCCCUCUCAGACAGGACGGGGGGACAUGAUCCCCUCACUAGCCGGUUGCUGGCGGCCAUGAAGCGGCAGAAUGUGCGGACUCUGUCCCUCAUAAUCUGCACAUUCACUUACCUGCUGGUCGGUGCCGCCGUCUUUGACGCCCUGGAGUCCGACUACGAGAUGAGGGAGGAAGAGAAGCUCAAAGCCGAGGAGAUACGGCUCAAGGGAAAGUACAACAUCACCAGUGAGGACUACAGGCAGCUGGAGCUGGUCAUCAUGCAGUCGGAACCUCACAGGGCUGGGGUUCAGUGGAAAUUUGCUGGCUCAUUUUACUUUGCCAUAACUGUCAUUACUACUAUAGGGUACGGACACGCAGCUCCAGGAACUGAUGCGGGAAAGGCCUUCUGCAUGUUCUACGCCGUCCUUGGAAUCCCACUCACUCUUGUCAUGUUCCAGAGCCUGGGAGAGCGGAUGAACACCUUUGUCAAGUACCUCCUGAAGCGAAUCAAGAAAUGUUGCGGGAUGCGCAGUACGGACGUCUCCAUGGAGAACAUGGUCACCGUUGGCUUCUUCUCCUGCAUGGGCACUCUUUGCAUCGGAGCCGCCGCCUUCUCCCACUACGAAGACUGGAGUUUCUUUCAGUCCUAUUAUUACUGUUUUAUAACUUUAACGACGAUAGGUUUCGGAGACUACGUGGCUCUGCAAAAAAACAGGGCCCUUCAGAAGAAGCCUCUCUACGUGGCUUUUAGCUUUAUGUACAUUUUAGUAGGCCUGACAGUUAUUGGGGCGUUUCUAAACUUAGUCGUUCUCAGGUUCCUGACUAUGAACAGUGAGGAUGAAAGGAGGGACGCGGAGGAGCGGGCGUCCUUGGCAGGAAACCGUAACAGCAUGAUCAUCCACAUCCAGGAGGACACACAACAUGGCCGCCAACGGUACAAGGCCGAAGUGACGGACCUUCAGUCCGUUUGUUCUUGCAUGUGUUAUAGAUCUCACGAGUACACCAGCAGGGUGGUGUCCCACCAAAACUCCUUCAGCUCCAAGCUGAAUCCUCAGUACUUUCACUCGAUAUCCUACAAGAUUGAAGAAAUCUCACCAAGCACAUUAAAAAACAGUCUCUUCCCGUCCCCCGUGAGCUCAGUGUCUCCUGGGUUGCAUAGCUUUACAGACAAACACAGGUUAAUGAAAAGGCGCAAAUCAAUUUAGGGUCUGGGUAUUUUUGAGAAGAUCACCCGUCUCACUCUCUCUUAGACCUUCUCAUUUUUUCUGAAAUGAGACACAGAGAGAGGGGAGCGAAAGAACGGAAAACGAGAAACGCGCCUGCCUUCCUCGAGACUCAUUAGUGAGCAUGAAGCAUGGAUUCUUCUAACUUCUCCAGCAAACUAUGCCUUACAUAAACCCCCUGAAAGUAUUUCAGAGGAUUUCCUAGAUAAUGAAUACGGAAUGGGUACCAAAUCCAAAGCCUUUGUGUGUCGCUUGCACUUCUGACCUUAGAACCUUUUUGAAUUACUAAAAAAUAACAAAAAAACAUCUAAAAAAAAAAAAAAAAAGAGCAGGUCACGGGUAUGAGUAUGAGUGUUUGUGCAAUCCCAACUCAGUUGUAACAAAUUCAAACCUCGAGGGGCACAUUUACUAAGCAAUUUUGAGAUCAAUUCGGAAUUUUUUCUUCUAGAUCAUUUCGAGAAUUGGAGUUUUUCAAAAAGUUUAUUUUUUUCUCAAAAAAAA
Messenger RNA from Xenopus tropicalis (tropical clawed frog), 3162 nucleotides. RefSeq names its product potassium channel, two pore domain subfamily K, member 9 (gene kcnk9). Gene Ontology annotation, molecular function: potassium channel activity. Gene Ontology annotation, biological process: potassium ion transmembrane transport. The transcript is spliced from 2 exons. The coding region runs from base 1222 to 2643 and encodes 473 amino acids. Gene Ontology annotation, cellular component: plasma membrane; membrane. NCBI's taxonomy places the organism in Eukaryota, Metazoa, Chordata, Amphibia, Anura, Pipidae. The record is from RefSeq and is a predicted model, not a curated record.